Molecule: messenger RNA, 2550 nt
Organism: Xyrauchen texanus (razorback sucker)
Lineage: Eukaryota; Metazoa; Chordata; Actinopteri; Cypriniformes; Catostomidae
Product: zinc finger protein OZF-like
Exons: 3
Coding region: 59-1684 (541 amino acids)
Source: RefSeq, a predicted model, not a curated record
AGAAAACACACGAAGAAGAAGACCUGAGAUCCACAACACCGUUUGAGCGCUAAAAUCUAUGUUCAUCAUGAGAGAGCAGGUGGAUGUGAUUCAUGCUGGAGAACAGCAGAUGCUGCAGGCACCAGUGAAGAUGUGUUCAGUGAAGCUGCUGGACUGCAGGAACAUGAUGAAGAUGAGAGGAGAAACAGCAGAGGAACAACAGAGUGAUGAAGAUGAUGAUGAUUUUAUUCCUUCAGAGCUGAUUGAAGCGAGAGAGGAAUGUGAAGAGCUGCAGGAAGUGGAGGAGGAACAACAACAUGGUUUCAUAACUGGAGAAAAAUCUUUAAGUGGCUCAAAGACAGAAGACAAUUUCUCACCUAAAAAGCCUCGAAGAACAACCAAGAAAUCUUUCACGUGCUCUCAGUGUGGAACAUGUUUCACAUGUAAAAGCAAACUUAAUAUACACAUGACAGUUCAUAUUGGAGGGACACCUUACACGUGCCAUCUGUGUGGAAAAAGUUUUGCAUAUGCAACCAGUCUCAAGAGUCAUCUCUUUUGUCACUCUGGAGAAAAGCCAUUUGAAUGUGAUAAGUGUGGUAAAACAUUUGCUCUGACACAGUACCUAAAACAACAUCUGAAAACUCACACAAAUGAGAAGCCUUACAAGUGUUCAUUUUGUGAAAAGAGUUUUGCACACCAGUUCUAUUUUAAUGAACAUCAGAAAAUACAUACCGGUGUGGCGGCUCAUAUGUGCUUUGAAUGUGGGAAGAUCUUUGUUACAGCCAGCAGCUUGAAACUCCACCAAAUAAUUCAUACUGGAGUGAAACCAUACAACUGCUCACACUGUGGAAAGAGUUUCUCUCAGUCAGAACACCUGAAAACACACGAGAGAAUUCAUACCGGAGAGAAACCAUACAAGUGCUCACACUGUGAAAAGAGUUUCUCUCAGUCAGAACACCUGAAAACACAUGAGAGAAUUCAUACCGGAGAGAAACCAUACAAGUGCUCACACUGUGAAAAGAGUUUCUCUCAGUCAGAAAGCCUGAAAAAACACAAGAUAAUUCAUACUGGAGAGAAACCAUACAAGUGCUCACACUGUGAAAAGAGUUUCUCUCAGUCAGAAAGCCUGAAAAAACACAAGAUAAUUCAUACUGGAGAGAAACCAUACAAGUGCUCACACUGUGAAAAGAGUUUCUCUCAGUCAGAAAGCCUGAAAAGACACAAGAGAAUUCAUGCAGGAGAGAAACCAUACAAGUGCUCACACUGUGAAAAGAGUUUCACUCUGUCAGAAAACCUGAAAAGACAUGAGAGAAUUCAUACAGGAGAGAAACCAUACAAGUGCUCACACUGUGAAAAGAGUUUCUCUCGGUCAGAACACCUGAAAUCACACGAGAGAAUUUAUACUGGAGAGAAACCAUACAAGUGCUCACACUGUGAAAAGAGUUUCACUCAGUCACAAACUCUGAAAUCACACGAGAGAAUUCAUACUGGAGAGAAACCAUACAAGUGCUCACACUGUGAAAAGAGUUUCACUCAGUCACAAAACCUGAAAACACACGAGAGAAUUCAUACCGGAGAGAAGCCAUACAAGUGCUCACACUGUGAAAAGAGUUUCACUCUGUCAGAAAACCUGAAAAGACACGAAAGAACUCAUACUGGAGACAAACGGAGCAUGCGAGCGCGGAGCGGUGAUAAUUCCACCUGAGCGGUAAUGCAAGUAGCUAGAGUCGUUUCUAUAUUUUAUACUUUUGCUUAUUGAUAUUAUACAAGCAUAUUCAUGUAUCCACAUUUAUGUACUCAACUAUAAUCAGAAUAUAAUGAUAUACUUCACAUUCAUGAAACCAGCUUACAUGGCAUUAUCAUUGUAUUAAGACUCCAUGUAUUCCUUGUAUGUCCAUCCUUGUAUUCCUGUGUUUAUGCAUGUAUGCUUACAGACUGAAGCAGUGUAUAGGUUAGGAGACUAUUCCAUAUUUCUUUCCAUAUCCUUGUAAGGUUGCAACAUUGCUGUGUCAACGUGCACGUGGGAAAUGGUGGAGCGUUGAGUGCAGCAAUUUAUAUAUUAUGGGGUGCUUAGUACAUGGGUAAGUUGCCCUUUUGACCUGAUGAGAGCUCAGAACCAGUUGCAGAGCAAGCUAGUCUCACAAUUGUAGUCAGCCAGCCAGCCCGCGCACAUACACAGGAUGCAUGGCAGAUGUGUGUGUGUGUGUGUGUGUGUACAGCGUGCUGAGUGUGAUAUAUACGAGCCUUUUGCCAAGAAUGUAUGUACGGAUUUAGCAAGCCACUUAACCGCAGCUGUCACACUUCAAUAGGUCAUAACAAUAUGACCUGACACCCUGAGUUACAACCUCGUGAUUUGUACAGAACGUACCGUACCAAGAAUGGAAAUCUUCUUUGCACAGUCUCAAGAGGGUAUAAAAACCUAAAACCUUAACUUUGGUCCUCAGAGUAUAACCGCUCAACUCUAUGGUUUCCAGCUUUGAGGCCUCAUCUCAUUAUCUGUACUUUAACUUCUUUCAUUUAUUUACUUUGUUCAUUAGAUAAAGACAAGGCAUUGUAUUAUUAUUAGGUUAA